AUGAACACUGAUAAAGAACAAUACAGAAUUAAAAAUUUCUAUAAUUUUACUAAUACUUAUUCUGAAGAAGAUAUUUUAAACUGUUUCACAAUUAAAGCUGGAACUAUUAAGGCUGCUUCUACUAAAAUAAAUAAUAAAGAAUGUAGAAAAGAAUUAAUUGCUAUGGACAUUGAAACAAGAGAUUUAUAUUUUCAUUACAAAGCAAAAUUGGAAGCUCAAUUAAAAAGAAUGGAAGAUAACAAGAAAAGUACUAUUAAAUUAGAACAACCAUUUUUAUCAAAAGUUUUCAAUAAAUUAAACAAAACCGAUAAACAAACUUUUGGUUUAAUUAAUAAAAAAGCAACAUUAAUCAAAGAUUUAGAUGAAGAAAAAAUUCAAAAAGAACUUGACAAAAAGAAUUUAGAAUGGAGUUUAAAUAAUAUUUCUUUUGAUAAUAUUGAAGAUAAUGAUGAUUUAAUGCGAGAAGAUAUGUAUAAAAAAUUUGAAGAAGAAUUAAGAAUUAACGAUGAAAGGAAGAAUUAUUUUAAAGAAUUGAAAGAAAAAGAACAAUAUGAAAACAAUAUGGAAGAAUAUAAAGAUAUGAUUGAAGAAAUUGAAGAUCAUACGGAAAUUAACACUAAAGUAACUUAUGAUAGAGUUAAUAAAAUAAUUAAAGCAGAUUUUAGAUGUGGUUUUAGAGAAAAAUUAAAAAGAAUUCAAUUAGUGAGAGAGUAUUUUAACGAUUUAAUUAAAUUAGUUCCUUCUACUACUGAAAUAAUUUAUAAAUAUUUUCUUAGUCAAGAUGGAUGGAAAUCUUAUAUGCUAAAUACUAAAGACGCCAUUGAUGAAUUUCUUAAUUCUGUUUCUGAAGAAUCCAUGUGUUUUAUCAAUAAACAAGAAGUAAAUGAUUCUAUAGAUUCUACUUUUUAUGUUCAACAAACUAUUCCUGAACCAUUAUUCAUAUUAGAAUUGCAAAUAUCUGCAUAUCAUUAUGAAGAAGAUGAUGUGAAAGAAUAUAAAACUACUGGCGGAAGCUUUUUCCCUUAUCGUUAUAAACCAGAAUUUGAAAUAUUUGGUCAAUAUCUUGCUAAAGCACAAAUAUUCAGUUCAUUGAUUGAUGAAAAUGGAAAGGUUAGAUCAGAAUUUGAUUUAAAUUGUUUCACUUAUGCUUUAAAACAAGCUAAUGUCGAUGAUGAAACUUUAGAAUUAGUAUUAAUUCAUUGUAGAGGUCGUUAUCAGAAAGCUAAAAUGUUAGAUGAAUUAUGUAAAUCGGUUCAUAUUAGAAUUAGAAUUGAUAGAGAGAAUACUGAUAAAUCAAACAAACAUAAGAAUAGAAAAAUAGAUUAUUAUGGUUGUGAACUUAAAGAUGCUAAAUAUAAUUUAGAAAUGUUUUUAUAUAGAGAUUCUUUAAUGAAAGGCGAUCAUUAUAUUUUGAAUAUUGAUAUUCCUAUUACUCCAUUCUAUCUUAAAAACAGAGAAGAAAUGAAUAAAUAUGCUUUAGAAAAUAAUUUAAGUAUUGAUAAUAUGUUUGAUAAACAAAGAAAGGUAAGAAAUUCAUAUUUAACUAAUUCAUGUGCUAAAACUACUAUUAAGCUAUCUGAUCUAAUUCUUUAUAUUAGAGAUCAUAAUGGAUUUGAACCUUAUUCUCUUUCUGAUGUUUUUCAUUUAAAAUCGGAUUUAUCUGAAUAUGUAUUACAAUCAUUAAAUACACUUGAAUAUCUUCCUUUUGAAACAAGAAAAAUUGAAAUCAAAGAAAAUAAACGAAAAGAAGUAGAUCAUUCUUAUUGGUAUGCUGAUUUUGAAGCUUCAACACAAGGAUAUCAUAAUCCAUAUUGUGUUUGUUAUUCUAAAAGAGGCGAAGAUAAGAUUUAUAAUAAAUAUGGAAAAGAUUGUGCUUAUGAUUUCUUAUGUGAUUUACCUCAUAAUGCUGUUUGUUAUUUUCAUAAUCUUAAAUAUGAUGGUUCAUUCCUUGCUAAAUAUGGUGUUAAUAGAUGUAUUAAAAAAUCAGGUAAAAUCAUGCAAAUGACUCUUAAAUUUCAAGGUAAACAAUUAACUUUUAAAGAUUCUUAUGCUUUAAUUUCAACUAGUUUAGCCUCUUUUCCAAAGAUGUUUGGCUUAUCUAAUAUUCAAAAAGAGAUCUAUCCUUAUAAUUAUUACGGACCAGGGGGCCUCAGACGUGAAACGUCGUACAAUCAAGAACGUGUUGAAACUAAUAUUGGAAAUAUAUUAGAAGCUGAUUUAUACGAAAUACAACAAUGGAAUGAAGAUCAAUUUAAAUUAUUUGUUGAGAAUAUUGAUUCUAUUGAUAAUUGUAGAACGGAUGAAUAUCAUUUCAAUAUGAAAGCUUAUUGUGUAUUCUAUUGUAAUCAAGAUGUUAGAAUCUUAAAACAAGGUCAUUCCAAAUUUAGAGAUAUGUGUUUAGAAUAUUUAAAUAUUGAUGUCGAUAAAGUAAUUUCAGCAGCUUCUUUAGCUAAUACUUACUUUAAGCAUAACGUAUAUUCAAAAAUAAAUAAUUUAAAAGAAUAUGGAGGAAAAGUUAGAGAAUUUAUUCAAGGAGCUAUUUAUGGAGGUAGAUGUAUGACUAGAGAUAAUAAAAAGUGGUAUGUAAAUGAUGAAUUAUAUGAUUAUGAUGCUUGUUCAUUAUAUCCUUCAGCUAUUAAUAGAUUAAAAUUAGCAACCGGUUCUCCAAUUGUUAUUCCUGAAAAUAUGUUAAUUAAUGAUUAUUUACUUAAUCACCUUAUGGAUGAACAACAAUUAGAACCUACUGAAAGUAAAUUUAUUUCUGCUUUUAUUGUUGAUAUUGAUAUUACUAAAGUAAAUAAGAAAUUACAUUUCCCAUUAAUUGUUAAAAAAGAUAAAACUGGUAAUCAUAAUACUAAUGAACCUUGUGUUAUGAGAGUUGAUAAUAUAUUAUUAGAAGAUCUUAUUAAAUUCCAACAGAUUGAAUAUAAAAUAAUUAGAGGUUAUUAUUGGACUGGUAAUAAGUCUGAUUUAUUAUCAAAUGAGAUGGCUAAAUUAUAUAAUUUAAGAAGAGAUUUUAAGAAACAAGGUAAUCCAGUUCAAGAAGUAUUUAAAUUAAUUAUGAAUUCAUCAUAUGGUAAAACUAUUCAAAAACCCAUUAAAUCUGAUCUUGUAUAUAAACAAAUAUCUGUUAAAAAUAAGAAAGGAGAUAUUCAGUAUGAUGCUGAUAGAUAUUUAAGAAAGAAUUCGUUAUUAGUUAAAUCAUUUUAUGAUGUUGCUGAAAAUAUUAGAUGUUUUGAAUGUAAUAAAAGUUUUGAUGAUUUCUUUGUACCAAAUCUUAUUGGUGUUCAAACUCUUACUAUGUCAAAACGAAUUAUGAAUGAAGUUAUGUGUUUAGCAGAAGAUCUCAAUAUUCCAAUUUAUUAUCAAGAUACUGAUUCUAUGCAUAUUUUAAAAUCAAGAAUUAACGAAUUAGAAGAUGAAUAUUAUAAGAAAUAUAAUAGAGUACUUAGAGGUUCUGAUAUGGGUCAAUUCCAUCCAGAUUUUGAUGAAUUAUCUGGUGAUGUUACUAGUAUUGAAUCUUACUUCUUAGGUAAGAAAGCUUAUUGUGAUAAAUUAACUAAUGAAAAUAAUGAAAUAGAAUAUCAUCUUAGAUUAAAAGGUAUACCUAAUAAUUUAUUAAAUUGUCAAUAUGAAGAUCCGUUAGAAUUAUAUAAGAAACUAUAUGAUGGAGAAUCGUUUAAUUUUAAUCUUUUACAACUUAGACCAUCAUUUGAAUUUACUAAAGAUUUUAAAAUUAAAUCAAGAUCUCAAUUCUGUAGAAAUAUUAAAUUUAAUACUGAUUUGGGUUCAUUUUAA
Messenger RNA from Entamoeba invadens IP1, 3798 nucleotides. RefSeq lists its product as hypothetical. Gene Ontology annotation, molecular function: DNA-directed DNA polymerase activity; nucleotide binding; DNA binding. The record is from RefSeq and is a predicted model, not a curated record. Lineage: Eukaryota; Evosea; Mastigamoebida; Endamoebidae. The transcript has a single exon. Gene Ontology annotation, biological process: DNA replication. Bases 1 to 3798 code for a protein of 1265 amino acids.